AGCAACUGAGUUUCUGGUUUCUUUUUAUAUGAGUAUUGUUUAAUUUGUUUGAUGACGCAAGAAAAGGGAACAAAAAAUGGAACUGCGAAUCCCAGAAAGCAGUGACGUGAAUUAGAAGCUUGAGAUGAGAUAAAAUAGCAAUCUGACACGUGUCCAAUCAUGUCUCUCAUGUAUGCCUGCCUUAUCCCAUGUCCAUUCUUACACCCCCAUGCACACACGCAAAGAUAAAAGGCUCGCAAUUAUAACCAUGGAGAGCCCCCUCUCCUCUCCCCACCGCCUUAAGUCUUCUUUCUUUGUUUUCCCUUAGCCAUGAGAGUUCAUGUUAAACCUACACAAAACAACAAUCAAGGUUCUAACUCAUGCUAUGAGCCAACCUCUGUUCUUGAUCUUCGCCGGAGUCCAAGCCCUGUACCUGAAAAAUCCGCCACUGCAAUCGACGCUUCCGCUGUAAAAGACCCUCCUCCUCCGCCUGAGUGGGACGAGCAUGUCCUGCGAGUCAUGGAUUGGGAUUCAAUCAUGAGGGAGCUGGGCUUAGAUGACGACUCUGUUCCUAAUUUCAAGACUAAUCCUCAGUUGCCUCGCUGUGAGCAGCAAGUUCAACAGCAAUUUACUGAUUUAGGUCCUUGUCAGCCAUUUGAUUCCACUGCAAUCCUUCAGUCUGAUUUGAAUUUUAAUGUUCCUGACAUGAACCUUAAUCAGAAUCAAAGUCCAAAUAUUUUUUUCGAUUUUCCUGCUAACAAUUUCCAAAACACUGCUGCCAAUUUGAACGUGGGGUUUGAUUGUAUAGAGGAGCUAAUCAGAGCGGCAGACUGCUUCGACUCGAACGAGUUACAGCUUGCUCAGAUGAUAUUGGCGCGGCUUAAUCAAAGGCUGAAGUUACCAUUCGGUAGACCUCUUCAGAGAGCCGCGUUCUUCUUCAAAGAAGCUCUCGACUCACUCCUCACCGGGUCAACUCGGCCAACUCGCAUCUCUUCCAUUCCGGAAAUUAUACAAUCCAUCAGAGCGUACAAGGCCUUCAGUACGAUCUCCCCCAUCCCCAUGUUCACCCAUUUCACAUCAAACCAAGCUCUUCUUGAAUCGCUCGAAGGAUCACCACCGUUGGUUCACAUCAUAGAUUUUGACAUCGGAUUCGGCGGCCAGUACGCCUCUUUCAUGAGAGAAUUAGCAGAAAAAGCGCAGUCCUGUAAUAAAACGAUGAACCCGACAUCUCUUCGAAUCACCGCUAUAGUACCCGAAGAAUUCAUCACCGAAACAAGACUGAUCAAAGAUAUUCUUAUUCACUUCGCUCAAGAACUCAGAAUCAGGUUCCAAAUCGAGUUUGUGCUUACCCGUACUUUCGAAAUGUUAUCUUUCAAAGCAGUGAAGUUCAUCGAUGGUGAAAGAAUAGCCGUUGUUCUAUCUCCGACUAUAUUUCGCCGUCUUGGCACAACAAACAACGCUGUAGGGUUUGUCAACGAUGUGCGACAGCUCUCUCCAAGUGUGGUGGUGUUCGUAGAUAAUGAAGGGUGGACGGAGUUUGGCGCAACGGUGUCUUUUCGGAGGAAUUUCGUGAAUUAUCUUGAAUAUUACUCGCUGGUGUUUGAAUCGCUUGAUGCAGCGACGGGUGGUGGUGAGUGGGCGAGGAAAAUAGAAAUGUAUUUGCUGAAACCGAAGAUAAUUGCGGCGGUUGAGGGAGCGUUGAGGCGCGUGGCGCCAUGGAAAGAGUUGUUUUCAGGGGCGGGAAUGAGGGCGGUGCAUCUGAGUCAGUUCGCCGAUUUUCAGGCUGAAUGUUUGUUGGGGAAGGUGCAGGUGAGAGGGUUCCAAGUGGCUAAACGCCAGGCUGAGCUGGUGCUUUGCUGGAAUCAGUGGGCCCUCGUUGCCACGUCAGUAUGGCAAUGUUAGAUAGGGGUAAAAUGGGUACUGUACUUAGCUAAUAUUUUCUGGGGGUUAAUGUCACGUUUCCUAAGUCCUAGACAAUUUAUUUGGGGAAAUUAUAUAUGAGCAUAAAGGGAACUUCUCUAAUUAUUAAAUCAA
Molecule: messenger RNA, 2013 nt
Organism: Mangifera indica (mango)
Lineage: Eukaryota; Viridiplantae; Streptophyta; Magnoliopsida; Sapindales; Anacardiaceae
Product: scarecrow-like protein 15
Exons: 1
Coding region: 310-1881 (523 amino acids)
Biological process (GO): regulation of DNA-templated transcription
Cellular component (GO): nucleus
Molecular function (GO): DNA-binding transcription factor activity; sequence-specific DNA binding
Source: RefSeq, a predicted model, not a curated record